AUGAGGCGUUUCCCGCUGAGGGCCGCCGAGUCCCCUCAGGGAGCGGGGAGAGGGGCGCGCGGGACGCCAGGGGGCGCCGCGCGCCGCGCGCGGCCAAUCAGCGGCGGCGCCGCGGCGGCGGGGGCGGGGCCCGCGGGAGCGGGAAGAUGGCGGCGGGCAGCGGCGGCGGCGGCACCGGGCCCGGCGGAGGCCCCGGGGCCCGCAGGGGCAGCGCGGGCCGGGACCGCGGAGGCCGAGGUUUGGUGCCGGCGGGUGCGGGAGCUGGUGAGCGCGGUUCCCGCCAACCGGCUCUGCUUCGAGUGCGGCCAGCGCGGCGUCACCUACGUGGACAUCAGCGUGGGCAGCCUCGUGUGCACCGGCUGCUCGGGGGCGCUGCGGGGGCUGAACCCCCCCCACCGCGUCAAGUCCAUCUCCAUGACGACGUUCAGCGAGGCCGAGGUGCUGUUCCUGCAGGCGCGCGGCAAUGAGGCCUGCAGGAGGGUCUGGCUCGGCACCUUGGACCCCCGCGCGUCGCUGCUGCCCGACUGCCGCGACGCCCAGAGGCUGAAGGAGUUCCUGCGGGAGAAAUACGAGAGGAAGCGAUGGUACGUGGCACCAGAGCCGGCCAAAGAGCAGGUGAAGCCCCCCCCAGAGCGCCGCAGCAGAGCCGGGGCCCCCCCAGCCCCCUCCACGGGGACACCGGGGCGCUGGCACAGGUGGGAGCGGGCCCCCUUGCAGGGGUGCCCGGGGGUCUGGCACCCCCUGACCCUGCCGCGUGCCCCCCCCAGGGCCACGCCCAGCCCGGCAAGGCCAGCGCCGACCUGCUGGCUGACAUCGGGGGGGACCCCUUCGCACUUUGGACGCCUUCGGCAGCAGCGCUGGAGCACCCCCGUUUGGGGGGGGCUGUGCCCCCCCACCACCACAGGAGGCGUGGCUGCACAGGGCGUGGCCACGCCCACAGGGGGAGGAGCUUCUGCCAGGUACUGCCCCUCCCCCCACACCUUUCCAGCCCUGCAGGACCCUCCCCUCCCCCCUCACGGCUGCCCCUCCCCCUGCAGCCUCUUCGGGACCCUCCGUGACCCCCCAGCGCUGCCCCACGGGGGAUACACCAACCCCUUCACGGCCCCCGUGGCCCCCAGACCCUCCACCAACCCCUUCGAGAGCAGCGGCCCCGGUGUUGCCUUCACCUCGCCCCCCAUUCCUGGGGGCUUCCCCAGCCCCUUCCAGGCCGAUGGCUGGCCUUUCGGCGGCUUCGGCGUUGCCAAAGCUUCCACCAACCCCUUCGUGACGGUCCCGGCCCCGACGGCGCCGUUGGGCAUCAGGCACCGGGCCACCAACCCGUUCCUAUGACCGCCGCUGCUCCGGGGGACCCGGCAGCGCCCGCCCCUCCGCCGGACCAGGUUUUGGGUUUGUUCCGGGAGAUUUAUCGCGGUGUUUAAUACGUGACCGGUAGAAACGGCGCUGUCCCGCUGAAAGCUCCCCGGGCCCUCACGGGGUGGGCUCCC
Messenger RNA from Passer domesticus (house sparrow), 1484 nucleotides. RefSeq names its product ArfGAP with FG repeats 2 (gene AGFG2). Gene Ontology annotation, molecular function: GTPase activator activity. Gene Ontology annotation, cellular component: cytoplasm; cytoplasmic vesicle; membrane. NCBI's taxonomy places the organism in Eukaryota, Metazoa, Chordata, Aves, Passeriformes, Passeridae. The record is from RefSeq and is a predicted model, not a curated record. Gene Ontology annotation, biological process: intermediate filament organization; spermatid nucleus differentiation; acrosome assembly.